Messenger RNA from Cottoperca gobio, 1601 nucleotides. RefSeq names its product semaphorin-4F-like. Bases 1 to 972 code for a protein of 323 amino acids. The record is from RefSeq and is a predicted model, not a curated record. NCBI's taxonomy places the organism in Eukaryota, Metazoa, Chordata, Actinopteri, Perciformes, Bovichtidae. The transcript has 7 exons.
AUGACUGUUAAGUUACGGGACGUUAAGGCCGAUGCUAAGAAAGAGACUUAUUUUACACCUAUCUACGACAGCGACCGCGGGGAGCUCCACCGGGUGGCAGUAGUGGGCCAGAACGCCACCUUACUGCAGGAGAUUGCUCUGUUCACCUCACAGGAACCUGUCAAUAAUAUAUUACUGCACCAGGGCCUGGCUCUGGUGGGCAGCCCUCUGUCUCUGGCUCGUGUCCAGGCUGAAGGCUGCGCUCUGUAUGCCGGCUGUAAAGUGUGUGGCAGAGCCAGAGGACUGGGCUGUGUGUGGAGCACAGAGGAGACAGCCUGCAGGCCCACAACUGCAGAUCCUGGUCCAGGUGAUGUGGUUGACAACGCCUUGAGAAAGUGUGAUAGAGAGGAGGGGCGUUGCAACCCGUCCAUGAGGGAGCUGCGAGUUUCUUUGGGUCUGCGUCUCCUGUUGCCAUGUGUCCAGCUGUCUCCCAGGCCCUGUAGCUGGGAGCAUCCUCCCCACAGACACACCAGGCAGCACCACUCUGACCUGGAGGUGACUGUCACAGAGGACACUCUUGGAAAAUACACCUGCACAUGCCAGGAGGCGGGACCAGGUAUCGGAGACCCCACCCCAAAAAAAAAGAAACUCCAAGAGAGUGUGAAAGCCUGGCAGUUGAAAUACAAUGCAAUGGAGCAGUCUGCAAAGGACCUGGCAGAGAAAGACUCGAGCUGGGAAAUGAAGCAGACUGAACACCAGAAGUUGUUGAACCAGGUGGAGGAACAGGUCCAACAGAGGGAUGCUGAAAUCCAACAUCUAAAAAUGGAUAAAGAAGCUCUCGCUCAGACGCUCACAGAGAACUCUAACAUGUUGGUGAGCAACAACACUGAACUCCAAGACCCAGAAACACCAGAGCUUGAAGAUGGAAAUGAAACUGAUGGAAACGAAACUGAAGGACGACAACAAGGAACUAGAGAAGAAGUUCAGAAAUGACUUGACAGAGAAACAACCUGACAGAAAUGACAGAGCUGGGAGCGUAUAGUCAAAGUGUUGGAGACGCAAGCAAAACAGAUGAAUGUGAACAUAGCCAAUAAAGAAGAGAGCUGGCGCAUAAAAGAAAGGCAAGUGCAGGAGGGGAAGACAAAACUGGAGGAUCUCUGUCUGAUCAUGAAGACGAACAGCAGAGGUUUCUUUUCCCGCAAGAAGAUGGAGAUAAGGCAAACGGAGUCAGAGAACGUAAAACGCAAAAUGUAUGAUCAGGACAAGAAAAAGAAAGAAGUUUGAUAGGGAGAGGAAAGCAAAUGCAGAGAAAAUGGACAAGGGUUAUUUGAUCUGACUUGAAAGGAGAUGCAACUACGAACAGGAUGAGGCUGCUAGAUGUUCAGCUGGUGUUCUAAAUGUCAAUCAGAUCCCUUUUUCAUGUCCUUCUAACUAAACCCCUCCUCUAUCUACCUCCUCCAUCUACCUCACCCCCUCCCUCUAUCCACCCUUCGUCCCUCACCCCCUACCUCUCCACCCUCUCAAUAAUUUUUCCGAACGGGUUUUCUCCUGGUGCUCAGGUUCGCCCACAUUAACCAUAUUCAUUUUAUAUGCACAAUAUAAAAUAAACUUAAUAUAAAAUA